Anas platyrhynchos (mallard) is the source of this 2304-nucleotide messenger RNA. Its product is annotated as acrosin. Gene Ontology annotation, biological process: proteolysis; acrosome reaction. Gene Ontology annotation, molecular function: serine-type endopeptidase activity. The record is from RefSeq and is a predicted model, not a curated record. NCBI's taxonomy places the organism in Eukaryota, Metazoa, Chordata, Aves, Anseriformes, Anatidae.
AGAUAUUCAAGGCCCAUCUGGACGCCUACCUGGGCAAUCUGCUCUAGGGAGCCUGCUUUGGCAGGGGGUUGGACCUGAUGAUCUGUUGAGGUCCCUUCCAACCCCUACAAUUCUGUGAUUCUGUAAAGUCACUGCUCUCUUCUUUCUGGGGACCCAGUCCUGCUUGGAAAAAUUGCAGUCUAAGUGGCUGGCUCCAGCCUUUCUCCUGUAACUUCCCAGCAUUCCAGCAUGCAAACAAGAUACACCCAUAUAGCAAUAGGAAGCAAGCUGAUAAGAGGCUGAUGCAGUAUUUAGCAAAGCCAUGGAGAAUGUAGAGCUGAGAGGAGGAAUAUCAAUACAACUAUGUGUGUUUAGCCACAUAUUCCAGACUCCACAACAGAUAUCGCCAGACUUGGCCAAGAAUUACAAUAUUACUCAUUAAGAGUGGAGAUAGUACGUGAGGUGAGUAUGUGAAUCCUGCUACAGGAUGUUACUAUGGCUGACAUAGUGUGUGUAAGCUGUGCAUUUCCACUGAGUUGUGUAGGAAGGUUAACCCUGCUUUGGUAUGCUUGGCUUAUUCAGCUUACACAUCUCUGCUCAUCUGCCACAGCUGUAUCCAGCCUAGCUCCUCAGUGCUCAGACAUGCAUACUGUCUACAGGAGUUAUGUUCUCUGGUGUGUGUCUUUGGGGAGAACCUGCUGGUAAGCAGCUGCAGAGAACAGGGUGGCAGUGACCUUCCCACAGAGGUUACAAAAUCAUGCUUUGGUGUCUCCUGCUAGCUGUCAGCAGGCAGUGCUUGGAGCCAUGAGCUGUGCCUGCCAUGUGGCCUGCACACGCUUGUGCCACCAGAAGAGCAUUAAGAGGGUGUCUGUCUGGGGCUGGGCUGAGCCCAAGCCCAGCUUCCACCUCCUUUCCUGCCUGGAACCCCCCUAUGCAGCCACCCAGGUGGCACCGGCACAGCCGUGCCCGGCACCCGGAACCAGGGGCUCUGUGACAUCGGCGUUGGCGCUGAGGGCUCCGUGGGCAACGCGGGCACCACACCACGAUCGGUUGCUGUGUUGGUUGCAACAAGCCCAGGGCACGAGCAGCUGCCUCUUGCCAUUGGGAAUGAUGAAUGUGCUGCCCUUCCUCCUGCUGCUGGCCAUGGGCUGGCUUGUGCAAGGCACGUCAGGAAACUGUGGGACCUGCGGGCUCCGCCCUAUGGCCAGGCACUAUGGCAUGAUGCGCGUCGUGGGCGGCACGAAUGCCCAGCCAGGAGCCUGGCCCUGGAUCGUCAGCAUCCAGAAUCCCUGGUAUUCAGGUGUUGGGCAUGUAUGUGGAGGGUCCCUCAUCAGCCCACAGUGGGUCCUCACAGCAGCACACUGCUUCGAAAAUGCAAGUUAUGUCACGAUGUGGCGUGUGGUGGUCGGUGCCAACCGGUUGUCUCAGCUGGGCCCUGAGGUUGAAGUGCGCAAUAUUAAGCGGCUACUGAUGCAUGAAUACUAUAGAGGUAUCAAAUCAGGGCAUGACAUUGCACUGCUGGAAUUGGACAAACCUGUCCAGUGCAGUCAAUAUAUACAACUUGCCUGCGUGCCUGAUGCCUCGCUGAAAGUGAUGGAUCUGUCAGACUGCUACGUCAGUGGUUGGGGUUCCACAGAGCAAAGAUCUGGACGAUCUCCUGAUAUCCUGCAGGAGGCCAUGGUCAAUCUCAUCAACCUCAAAAUCUGCAACAGCACUCAGUUUUAUAGAGGGGCCAUCAAGACCCACAACUUGUGUGCUGGUUAUAUGCAGGGUGGCAUCGACACCUGCCAGGGUGACAGCGGUGGUCCUCUCGUGUGCAAAGAUAACAAUGCUGACUACUUCUGGCUCGUUGGCGUGACCAGCUGGGGGACAGGCUGCGGUAGAAUGUAUCGGCCUGGAGUAUACACUUCCACUCAGGACUUUUACGACUGGAUCUUGGUACAGAUGGGACUGCGUCCAGUGGGAGAGGCUACUUCAACACCACAGCCAGUCGUUGUCUCAACCACUGUCCACAAGCCAAUACCAUCACAAUCAUCAGGCCCAUUUAGAUCAUGUCCAUUUCCACGCCAGAAACUCUCGGAAUUCUUUAAUUUGUUGCAGGAUCUCCUGCAGGUUCUAAGGAGAAAUAAUGCUUGAGCAGCCGGCUGAGCAUGAUCCAGUGCAGGCUGCAGCGUACUAUAACCAUUUUCUUCAGGGGCAAUGCCUGGUAAUCCAAAGGCAGCCCCAGUGCCAAAGGCCUGCUCUGUCUCGCCCACCCUCCUCUGACUACACAAACACUCAGUUUUACUUAGUUCAAGAAAUAAAGCUGCCUAUUUUCACAGCUAA